AUGUCCUUCUCGCCAGACGUCUUCAAAAAGAAGUUGGACCUGCUUCAGGAAACACAGGACCUGAUUGUCCUGAUUUCUCAGUGGGUGCUUUUCCAUCACCGAAGAGUGAAGGAGUUGUGCCAGUUGUGGAGCGAGUAUACCUUGCUGGACGACCCGAAACUAAACUCGAAAAAGAAGCUCUCGUUGCUUUACUUAUGCAAUGAUGUUGUUCAACAGGCUCGUCACAAGAGGAAACCGGAGUUUCUGGCCGAGUUUGCAAAGUGCUUGCCCGAGGUGCUCCACAAAGUGUUCCCUAGCAUGGACGACCCCAUCAAGCCCAAGAUAGAAAGAUUGAGGGAUCUUUGGGGCUCAGAUAUCCGCAAUAUGAGAAGGGCAAUAGACUCGCUGAAGUCAGGUAAGUCAUUUGACGCUGAAGCUCCUGUCGCUAAGGUUCAGCCCGCUGGUCCUAAGCUCAACAGCGAAUUGGUCCAUUUGAAUAACCUAUAUAACCAUAUGACGCAGCUUCUGGACGUGUGCAAUCUGAACUUGACACAAAUCGGAUUCCAGUCCAAGCAGUACUUGCCAAACGACCAUGGCUCCCAGGAUGCCCUCCCACUGCCUAAAAUCUACAUUUCUAAACUUAAUGUCCUCGAGAAGCUCUGCAGCGUCACCUCACAAAACUUGACAGAUAUAAAAGCCGCUAGAAAGGAUGUCUUGUCGCUGUUACAGAAUCUCCAGCGUCUUCUCGAGGACGGCUUGUCCACAGAUGAAUCGAAGGAGCAGAUCAUUGCACAGAGAUUAGAAAAGCUCAACUCGACGCGGUCCUCAUUGCAAGAGAUGCUUGAUGGUGAAGGUGCUGAAGAUGAGGAGGCUUCUCCUGCUUUCGAAAAAGACUCACCUCCUCCAGUUGCAGCUCCUGCUCCUUCUAAUGAUGACGAUGCUUUGCCAACUUACGAUAAUUCUGACAGCGAUGAUGACGAUGAUGACAGGGACGAGCCACCUGCCAAAAGAAGAAAAGCCUCGGAUUCUUCAGUGUCUUCCAAUGCCUCAGGAAAGAAGUCGGUCGCUUUUUCUGAAGACAUACAAAUCAACGAAUACGACAGAGAAGAGCAGACUGAUGUCAUAAAAGUGGCAAAGAGCGACAACGAAUCCGAUGAUGACACAAACUUUGAGCCCAGUCUUCCGGAAAAUCUCGAGGAGUACGAGGCACACCACAAAGACGACUUGGAGCUCCACAAAAUUCAGCAGGGUGGCAGCAAUGGGACAGGCGGCGGAAGCAACGGUGGCGACAGCGAUCAGAACGCUGGCUUACUCAAUUUGCUUUCCAAACUCUCAUGA
Molecule: messenger RNA, 1317 nt
Organism: Candidozyma duobushaemuli
Lineage: Eukaryota; Fungi; Ascomycota; Pichiomycetes; Serinales; Metschnikowiaceae
Exons: 2
Coding region: 1-1317 (438 amino acids)
Biological process (GO): mRNA 3'-end processing
Cellular component (GO): RNA polymerase II, holoenzyme
Molecular function (GO): RNA polymerase II C-terminal domain binding
Source: RefSeq, a predicted model, not a curated record